Vigna radiata var. radiata (mung bean) is the source of this 2168-nucleotide messenger RNA. Its product is annotated as ankyrin repeat domain-containing protein, chloroplastic. The record is from RefSeq and is a predicted model, not a curated record. The transcript has 9 exons. Gene Ontology annotation, biological process: protein targeting to chloroplast. Gene Ontology annotation, molecular function: protein binding; chloroplast targeting sequence receptor activity. Gene Ontology annotation, cellular component: chloroplast outer membrane. Lineage: Eukaryota; Viridiplantae; Streptophyta; Magnoliopsida; Fabales; Fabaceae. Bases 322 to 1602 code for a protein of 426 amino acids.
UGUUUUGAUUUUAGGAGUUCGCCAAAAACCUGAACAAGAGUUCUUUCUGGGUUAUGAAGUAAUUGGUUAAACCAUAUGAGAAAAAAAUAAUAAUAAAUAUGGUUGCCAUGUUUUCUUCAAUGUGAUUCAAAAUUUGAGGUUAGAAUUCAAGAAGUAUAUGUAAAUCCGAUGUUAUCAUGGUGAUGAUUGUGAAAUGGCAUACCGAGCAUAUGAUAUAUCCAAUGAAAUUUGAUACAGAAUCAGCAAUACCUAACUAAUUUUAAGGAUUUUGUAUCAUCCAACGUUGUUUUAACCUAGUAUUGGCAGCAGUAGCAACUGGAAAUGGAAGCCUCCAUGGUCAACUUUUCCAACGUUAUGUUCAAUGCUCAACCUCACAAUCUCUUCUCUCACCAUAUCAAUUCUCCUUUAACCAUCUCUCCCCUCCGGUUCCAAUCUCUACAAUCCCUUCAAUUUCCGGCCAAACGGAAUGCUCACUCCCAAAAGAACCGCAACUACGUCGUCUUCGAUGAUGGAAUCUUCGAAGACGACACCGUUUUCAUAAACGACAACAACAACCCCAAACCCAAAGCGGGUUCUGGGAAGAAAGUAGCGCCGAUUAAGCGCGAGAAUUUGGUUCCGGACAAGUGGAGAGAGGCUCAGGCAGAGACCAAAAUCACCAUUAACGAGAGGCGCAAGAAGAAGAAUCGAAGAGAGAUGGUUCCAUUCAGAGGUUCCGAGAAAAUUAGGUUCAACGGAACGGUGGAGACGAAGAGAAAGGAAAAUGGAAAAGUGUUGAGUCCCUACACGGAUGUGAAUUGGAACGAAUACAAGGCUUCUAAGAAGGAAAUAUUGAAAAAGCUGAAUCCUCUGGUUCUGAAAAACCCUUCUAGAUUUCCCGUCGAUGAGAAGGUUCCAGAACCUGACUUCAAUGGUGAGCGUGUAGAGCCUAAGAAUCCGAGAGGGGUUGUUCAGGGGAAGAAUUUGGAGGAUGUCUUACAGUUUUUCAAUAGUGGGAGCUACAACCCUCGUGCUAACACCACCCGUGAAGGUUGUCGGAAUUUGUUCGUUAUUAGUAAGGAGGAGAUGUUCUUGUUGAACAAGCGAAUGCCGGACUUGGCUACUGCUACUUCAGAUAAAUGGCUUCCUCUGCACACAUUUGCUGCAUGUGGAGAAUGCUUCCUUUUAGAUUCUUUGUUGAAGCAUAAUGUUGAUAUCAAUGCAGUCGAUAAGGAUGGUUUGACUGUCCUUCACAAGGCCAUUGGUAAAAAGCAGGCCAUAACCAACUAUCUUCUGAGAAACUCAGCUAAUCCUUUUGUACAGGAUAAAGAGGGGGCCACCUUGAUGCACUAUGCUGUACAAACAGGUUCUACCGAGACAAUUGAAUUACUCUUAUUCUAUAAUGUGGAUAUAAAUCUUCAGGACAAGGAUGGCUGGACACCAUUACAUCUUGCAGUUCAAACUCAGAAACCCAAUGUAGUGAGGCUUCUGCUGCUUAAAGGUGCAGAUAGGACAUUAAGAAACAAGGAUGGUUUAACUCCACUAGACCUUUGUCUUUACUCGGGUCAAAGUUUCCAAACAUAUGUGCUGAUUAAGUUGUUAAAGCAACCUCGAGAAUAUCUUUGACUUGUAUGACAAAUGGUGUCUCUCUACCCAUUUUGUCCUUGGUUAAAUCUAUUUGCCUUUUCAUGCUGAUCAAGUAAGAAGGACUUUAAUCACUUGUGUUUCCAUUAUUACUUUCUAUCAUUGAUUCUUGCGAUGUUGGAACUGAAUGGGUAAAUCAGUUGCUAGAGAUUAAGACUUCCAGUGAUGUGACUUAACGAGGCAAUCUCAUUUUGUUGUCCUUUUGUGUUCAAUUUCAACAGAUGCCAAAAGCAGUCAAUUGUGGUUGAAUUCCAUGCCAGGGACUUCAGCAGCUACUUUUGGAGACGCUAACUGCAGUGUAAAUAUGAAUCUGAUUGGUACUUGGUUUCGGUCAUGUUCUCUGCCUCUGCAAUCAUUCCUACCAUGGUUUUUGCCAAGCAUCAACCAUAGAUUUGUAGAUAGUGGAUUAUGUGCUAGACUUUAUGUACAUAUAGUUAUCUUUCUUUAAAGUAGCUUUAAAACUUUUUGAUGAUUAUGACUUAGACCUUAUGUACAUAUAAUUAUUUUUCUUUAAAGUAGCUUUCAAAAAUUCUGAUUUAGUUGACGUU